This is a messenger RNA of Dermatophagoides pteronyssinus (European house dust mite), 498 nucleotides long. RefSeq lists its product as uncharacterized. The record is from RefSeq and is a predicted model, not a curated record. NCBI's taxonomy places the organism in Eukaryota, Metazoa, Arthropoda, Arachnida, Sarcoptiformes, Pyroglyphidae.
UGUUGAAUCAAUUGAAAAAUCAUCAAACGAAUCAAAUCAUUCAACAAAAUCAAAUCCCAAAACAAAAUCAACCAAAAAUGAAAUCAUUUAUCGCUAUCGUUUUCUUUGCCGUUUUGGCUUUGGCUACUGCUCAACAUUAUGGUGGUUUAGGAUAUGGUCGUGGUGUUGUUGGUCCAGCAUAUGGUGGUGGUUUAGGAUAUGGUCGUGCUAUUGCUGCUCCAGCAUAUGGUGGUUAUGGCGGAUAUGGCGGAUAUGGUCGUGCUAUUGCUGCUCCAGCAUAUGGUGGUUAUGGCGGAUAUGGCCGUGGUGUUGUUGGUCCAGCAUAUGGUCCAGGUUUGGCUGUCGGCGGAUAUGGUCGUCCAUACCAUGGUUAAGAUGUAGAAGUCUUAUAAUCUUGUAAAUGUUAACACCAAACACAUGUAUUAUUUGAAGUAAACACUUGUUGUUUCUAAUCAAAAAAAACCAAAUAAAAAAACUUGUCGUUAGACAACAAAUUUG